AUGGUUGUAGACACAGAAAAUCCCGUUGUAGACAUUUUGGGGGUUGUAGACAAAAAUAAUUCAGUUGUAGACAGCCCUUUAGUUGUAGACACUAAGAAUAAAAUGUCUACAACCGAACCCCAAGAAAAAGUUGUAGACAUCAAGGAAGAAAUUAAGGUUGAAACAGCCGAAAUAAAAAUAGAUAUAGAACUUGUGGAACCCUCAAAUGUAGAACCCAAACCUAAUAAUGCAGAAUCUUGCCCUCAUUGUCCCGAAUUAGAAAAACAAUUAGAGCAAUUGAAUCACAAAUUGGAGAUUAAAAAAGAGUCAGAAGAAAAAUUAGUAAAAGAAACGAAAUUACUAGAAAUCCAAAAAGAUAAGUAUAGACAAAUCGUCCAGAAUUUACAAGUCAGAAAUAGGUCUCUAAUACAAAAUAUUACGAAAUUAGAAAACCAAAGCAAAAGCAAAGAUAAUUAUCAACCAAUACCUAAAUCAACCAAUUUUAUCUCACUUUUUUACAGUAAAGAUUAUAAAAAGUUUGUUUCUCAUUCUUGCACUGACAGUUGCUGA
Racocetra persica is the source of this 549-nucleotide messenger RNA. Lineage: Eukaryota; Fungi; Glomeromycota; Glomeromycetes; Diversisporales; Gigasporaceae. The record is from the annotation of a GenBank genome assembly.